AUGCGCGGUCGCUCCAUUCACGCCCGAGCCUUGCUCAGGCAAGUGAGUGCUCAGAAGAACGCCGUCGCAGCAUCGAUAGCCGGGCCUUCUGCCGCAGCCAUCUCUCCAGCGAGGGCAUUCAACUCGAGCUGUGGACCGCGAUCGACCCGCUUGACCUCUCGCCGCGUCUCCUCGUCGGUGCUCUCGUCGUCCAAGUCGUCGAGCAACUCAUCGGCCAACAGCGGCAACUCAUCCUCUUCAGGUAGCAGCAACUCGGCCGCAUCAUCAUCCUCGUCCGCGCCCAAUGCCACAGCCACUGAGCAGCGCUCCAACUCGACCCCAGUCUCGCCCCUUGUCAAGGUCAAGGCCCACUCGUCCCGCCUCGCCAAGGCCGGCACCGCCCCUGCCAACCCGCCUCCGUCGUCCCUUGGCAACGUAGCAUGGGAGAGCUUCUUCUCGAAUGAACGCCCCUUGCUGCAGCACGAGAUGCUGCCACCGCGACCCAAGCGUGCUGGCGGUUUCGGCUCUUCAACGUCGCCCUCGGGCGGCACGCUGACCGCCAUCUUUACCUCCGACGGCUCUUUGGCCACCUUUGGCAACUUUGCAAGCGAAUCGCAGCAGCAGUGGAGGCGAAGGAUGCGUACCAUUGCACCGGAACGAUUCAACGAGCUGGUGGACGGUCUGGCGGGAGCCGAAGCGGAGGCGGAAGUGGCCGCGCAGGACGCAGCGACGCGUUGGCUCGUGUCGAGCUUCCAUCCCGAAUCGGAUCGCGUCGCGGUCGAGUCCGCCAAGCUCGAGGAAGAGGAGCGAAUCCGAGAAGAGGAGGACGAGGCGGUUCAGAACGCUCUGGACCGCGGAGAGGAUCCCGAGACGGCACGCAAGUUGGGCGCAGAAGCGGAUCUGAUCAUUCUGGGUGAGCCGCACGGCCCGUCUGCCGAGUGGUCGCGCGGAGUGGCCACCUACCUCGCCGAGAAGGGUCGUGCAUACGAAGCGCCGCCUGCUCCCACCACGGGCGAGAAGGGUGACGUAGAGGCAUCCGAGCCCCUCGAAUCCCCGCACGUCGCUAGCAGCGUGUUUUUCACGGACGACGACCCGAACCUGAUGCUCUCGCACGCGCUGGUGCAGUCGACGCUGCCGCUCGCGCUCAAGUGGGACAAGGUGGUGGCGCAGAUGGACGCGGUCGCGCUCAACGACCCCACCCGGGCCGACGCUGUGGUGGACACGAGCAAGCUCGAUGCACACCUCGAGGGCCACAGCCGACGCGUCAAGGUGAGCCCGCUGCUGGAGGCGCACAACAUCAUGAUGGAUAGCGUGCGCAGGAAGAGGAGGAAGAAGAUCCGAAAGCACAAGUACAAGAAGCUGCGCAAGGCGCAGCGUGCCGAGCGACAGAGGAUGAAGAAGUAG
Kalmanozyma brasiliensis GHG001 is the source of this 1383-nucleotide messenger RNA. Its product is annotated as protein of unknown function DUF1713, mitochondria. The record is from RefSeq and is a predicted model, not a curated record. NCBI's taxonomy places the organism in Eukaryota, Fungi, Basidiomycota, Ustilaginomycetes, Ustilaginales. Bases 1 to 1383 code for a protein of 460 amino acids. Gene Ontology annotation, cellular component: mitochondrion. Gene Ontology annotation, biological process: mRNA processing. The transcript has a single exon.